Molecule: messenger RNA, 1118 nt
Organism: Pocillopora damicornis (cauliflower coral)
Lineage: Eukaryota; Metazoa; Cnidaria; Anthozoa; Scleractinia; Pocilloporidae
Cellular component (GO): trans-Golgi network membrane
Molecular function (GO): calcium ion binding
Source: RefSeq, a predicted model, not a curated record
CAUGCGGAAAGCGCGACGUGACGUCACGUAGUUUAUUUUUAAAAUUAGAGAAUUACAAAUCAGCAUAAAAACCACCUGCAUUCGACUUCAAAGUCUCGAUUCAAGAGAACAGUCUUCCUUCCCCAUAUAACGAACGACCAAGGCACCUUUCACUCACAGACUGCUCAUCGAUUUGCAAUGCAAGCGGGAAACAGUUAUUUCAAUGACAACACUCCAUCAAUCGUCAUUCGAAGCCUCUUCGACAAGUACGACAAAGACGGAACCGGACGACUGAACUGCAGCGAGUUAGACGAUCUUUUACAGAAGGAUUUGGGAUUUGCAAAAGAAGAAGCAAAGGCUUACUCCAUGCUGCUGGACAAAGAUGGAGAUCAAAGCAUUUCCUUCGAAGAAUUUCUUCAAUGGCUUCGUAGCGGAGAGCGUUUUGAGGCCGUCAACAAUAAAGCCAGGUUCAAGAAUCUCUGUAAAGCUGUGGAAUUGUUUAAAACUUAUGACAAAGACAAUAAUAACAACUUAAGCAAAGAUGAGUUCAAAGAGCUGCUUGACUCGCUGGGAUAUAAAGGAGUCGACGUGGAGAGGUUUUUCGAAUACCUUGAUGAACACAAGAAUGGGAAGAUUUCGUUCUGGGAAUUUAUGAAAUGGCUAAACUGGGUCCCCGUAGAAUAAUCACAAUUGAAUUUGUAAACAAUUAACUUCAAUAACUACUACAUCUCAAUGAACAAACACUCAACAGUUAAGUCCAUCAAAUGCCCUUCUGUUUAGGGAGAACUUUCGAGAACUUCAAUGUGGUUUUACACAUCUGCCCAUUAAUUUCGGAAGUCGUUACCUUUUCUACGUAACAAGUUAAUAUUUGACUCCCUAGUUAAACACACAGUGAAGGUUUUUAAAGCGUUUUUUAUUUAAUUCUUAAACCGGUAAACUUAACAUAGCAGCUGACCCACACUUUUGUAAUCUCUUAAUAGUGCACUUGUUUACUUCAUCUUUUUUCUGAACUACUACUAACAAGAGGAAGAAUAUUCUUCAUGACUUCAACCGAAGCGGUGCAGCGCUGUAUAUAGAGUUAAUUUGAAGUCAUUGACAUCAUUGCGGAUGACUUUUCAACAGAGAGAACUUAGAAUCAA